UUUUCAAUCAUUUUUGUGAUUUGUUGUAGAAUGUCUUGAAAUUUUGGCUGGAUUUGGGUAUAGACGGAUUCCGCGUUGAUUCCGCUAUAUUUAUGUAUGAAGACCCAAAAUUACGGGAUGAGCCUAGAAGUUACGCGAAUGGUGCUACGCCACGAGAUUAUUCGUAUUUGGAUCAUAUUUACACCACGAAUUUAAUCGAGACUUAUGAAUUAUUUGGAGACUGGAAAAAAUUCGUGGACUUACAUUCUUUGAACAAUAAUGAGGAUGAGAAGCUUAUGGUAAUGGAGGCAUAUGCCGAUCCUGUACAUACCAUGCAAUAUUACGAUUACAACGU
This is a messenger RNA of Wasmannia auropunctata (little fire ant), 334 nucleotides long. Its product is annotated as maltase 1-like. The transcript is spliced from 2 exons. The record is from RefSeq and is a predicted model, not a curated record. NCBI's taxonomy places the organism in Eukaryota, Metazoa, Arthropoda, Insecta, Hymenoptera, Formicidae. The annotation marks the transcript as partial.